GUCAGAUAGCAACAGCACAUCAUGGGCAACCUUUACGCCAAGCUUCGCCACGUCAUGGAUCGCUUCGCGGGGACAAAGCGCCGCAUCAUUAUGCUCGGCCUCGACGCGGCAGGCAAGACCACGAUUCUGUAUCGCCUCAAGCUCAACGAAACCAUGCACACGCUGCCAACGAUCGGCUUCAACGUCGAGACGUUCACAUACAAGAACGUCGAGUUCACAGCGUGGGACAUUGGCGGUCAAGACAAGCUGCGCGCGCUGUGGAAGUACUACUACCAAAAUACGGACGCUAUCAUUUUCGUGGUCGACGCCACCGACCGUCACCGGAUCGAUAUUGCCGCCCACGAGCUCGCACGCAUGCUCCAAGAAGAUGAGCUUCGCGAUGCAAAGCUACUUGUGUUUGCCAACAAGCAAGAUUUGCCGGGUGCCAUGUCGGCCGGCGAUGUCGCACGCCACUUGAAGCUGGACCAAGCGACCAAGAACCCGACGUUUGUGCAGCCGUGCUCGGCCGUUGGUGGCACAGGGCUCUAUGAAGGCCUCGACUGGGUGAGCAAAGUGCUUACCCAGCAGCAGUAG
Molecule: messenger RNA, 573 nt
Organism: Saprolegnia parasitica CBS 223.65
Lineage: Eukaryota; Oomycota; Saprolegniomycetes; Saprolegniales; Saprolegniaceae
Exons: 1
Coding region: 22-573 (183 amino acids)
Biological process (GO): intracellular protein transport; vesicle-mediated transport
Cellular component (GO): cytoplasm
Molecular function (GO): GTPase activity; GTP binding
Source: RefSeq, a predicted model, not a curated record